AUGGAUCUUCUCUUACUCACCUUCAUACCAAUUGUGAUCUUUCUACUUUACCAAUGGAGCAUGACCUUCAAAUUCCUCUGCAAGUUGGCUUUCCUCGUUGGCUGGAUUUUACUCUUGUCUGUCACACUAUCCCCUUUGGUAGCUGUAUUCAUUGGACAAAGACCAGAAAACUUUAAGUUGCUCUGCUUCUUCAUUCGUCCACUCAAAUAUAUCUACAACAUCACAAUCACUGUGCAAGGCUCUGAGAAUCUGAAUAUCAAGCAGCCAUAUGUGAUUGUUUGCAACCAUCAGACAAAUUUUGAUCUUAUUGGAAUGGCGGAGAUCCUGCCAGAGCGCUGUAUACCAAUUGCCAAAAAAGAGCUGCUGUACUGGGGGCCUGUGGGCUUGUGUUGCUGGUUAUGUGACUUGGUUUUCAUUGAUCGCAAGAAGAAGCACCAAGCCAGGGACAUCAUAGACCACCUUGCAGAGAGGAUGCAGCAGGAGGAUCUGAGGAUCUGGGUUUACCCAGAAGGCACCAGGAACCAAAAGGACACCAUGCUUCCCUUCAAGCGAGGGGCAUUUCACUUGGCUAUAAAGGCUCAGACCCCCAUUGUCCCCAUUGUGAUAUCUUCUUACAGGGAUACUUACAGUUUCAAGGAUAAGAGAUUCAAGCCAG
Molecule: messenger RNA, 655 nt
Organism: Python bivittatus (Burmese python)
Lineage: Eukaryota; Metazoa; Chordata; Lepidosauria; Squamata; Pythonidae
Source: RefSeq, a predicted model, not a curated record